Molecule: messenger RNA, 2094 nt
Organism: Phytophthora sojae
Lineage: Eukaryota; Oomycota; Peronosporomycetes; Peronosporales; Peronosporaceae
Exons: 1
Coding region: 1-2094 (697 amino acids)
Biological process (GO): intracellular iron ion homeostasis; transmembrane transport
Cellular component (GO): mitochondrial inner membrane
Molecular function (GO): ABC-type transporter activity; ATP hydrolysis activity; ATP binding
Source: RefSeq, a predicted model, not a curated record
AUGUCGCUGCUCCACGGGCGCAGCAUCUUCCUGCGCGGCGUGCGGCGCCUCGAGGCCGUCCAGCACGCGCGCUGCACGCCCGCCUCGUCGUCCUUGUGCCUGGGCAGACGCCGGCCCGCGCACUUCGCCCUCCCGGCGCUGGGCAACGGCGUGCUGAGCUUCUCCACGUCGGCGCAGGACGAGCGCGACCAGCACAAGAAGACUCUGACCAAGCACAAGCCGCUGAACGCGCUGAGCGGCAUGGGCCUGGACCGCCCGCCCGACACGGCCAAGGAGAUCCUGAGCUUCCUCAUGGGCCACCUGUGGCCCAACGACGACUCGAAGGAGGCCAAGGAGAUCAAGCAGAAGGUGCUCGUCUCAGCAGGCCUCGUGGUGGCGGCCAAGGCGCUGACGAUCCAAGUGCCCUUCAUCUUCAAGGAGCUAGUGAACAGCAUGGGCGACGCCUCCAGCGCACUGGCUGGCUCGCCCGAGAUCGCGGUGCCGCUGGCCAUGGUGCUUGGAUACGGCCUGGCUCGGUUGAGCGCCAGCGCGUCCUCGGAGCUGGCCAACGGUGUGUUUGCGACGGUGGCCCAGAAGACCAUCCGCAAGGUGGCCGUGCGCGUGUUCAACCACUUGCACUCGAUGGAUCUGAAGUUCCACUUGGACCGGCAGACGGGAGCGCUCUCGCGCAUCAUUGACCGUGGCUCGAGGUCGAUCGACUUCGUGCUGCGCGCCAUGGCGUUCCGCGUGGUGCCGACUGUGUUGGAGAUUGGACUGGUGAGCACCAUCAUGGCUACGAGCUUCGGACUGCCGUACGCCGGUGUGACGCUCGGAACGCUUACUGCCUACACGACGUUUACGGUUCUCGUUACGCAGUGGCGAGACGAGAUUCGUCGCGAAAUGAACCGCCGCGAGAAUGAGGCUGGUGCCAAGGUCAUUGACUCGCUCAUGAACUACGAGACGGUCAAGUACUUUAACAACGAAGAGCACGAGACUGCGCGCUACGACGAGUCGCUCAAGGGCUACCAGGAAGCGGCACUCAAGACGCAGACGUCGCUGGCGAUGCUGAAUGCUGGACAGAACGGCAUCUUCAGUGUUGGUCUCACUGCCAUCAUGUACAUGGCGUGCGAGGGUAUCGCUGCCGGCACGCUUACCGUCGGUGACUUGGUGCUUGUGAAUGGUUUGCUGUUCCAGCUGUCCAUCCCGCUGAACUUCAUCGGCAGCAUCUACCGUGAAGUACGCCAGUCGGUGACGGACAUGGAGUCCAUGUUCAAGCUGGGUGCUGUGGCACCGGUUAUCACUAACCCGGACGAGACGUUGAGUCUCAAGGGCAGGGAGCCCAAGUCGAUCGAAUUCCGGGACGUGGAUUUCGGUUACCGGUCUGAGCUUCCGAUUUUGCGCAAAACGUCGUUCAAGGUGGAGGCGGGCAAGCGCGUUGCCAUCGUGGGCACGAGUGGCUCCGGCAAAUCCACGGUUCUCCGCCUGCUCUACCGAUUCUACGACCCGCAGAACGGCUCAAUUCUUAUCGACGGCAAGGAUAUCCGCCAGCUGAGUCUGGACGAGCUGCGUCAGGCGAUCGCUAUCGUCCCGCAGGACACCGUGCUGUUCAACGACACCAUCUUCUACAACAUCAACUACGGUCGUCUGGACGCGACGCCGGAGGAGGUGAUGAAUGCCGCUCGCGUCUCGCAGAUCCACCGCUCGAUCGAGUCGUUCCCCGACGGAUACAACACGCGCGUGGGAGAGCGCGGUCUGAAGCUUUCCGGUGGCGAGAAGCAGCGCGUGUCGAUCGCUCGCGCGAUGCUCAAGGACUCGCCGAUCCUGCUGUUCGACGAGGCCACCAGCGCGCUCGACUCGGAGACCGAGUCGGAGAUCGUGCGCGAGUUCGCGUCCAUCGGCGAGAACCGCACGUCGCUGAUCAUUGCGCACCGCCUGUCGACCAUCCAGGACGCGGACGAGAUCAUCGUGUUCGACAAGGGCCACGUGAUCCAGCAGGGCUCGCACGAGGAGCUGCUGCGCGAUGUUGAGGGCAAGUACGCCGAGAUGUGGGCGCGCCAGAACCACCACGUGCUCGGGCUGCUCGGCAGCGGCGACAACGAGGACGAAAAGGUGUAG